CCGGAAGUUGUUUUCAGCAAGCGCCGGAAGUAGCGUUUGUAUUUUUUUCCGAGGUACUCGGCUUCCGGAGAGCCUAGUCUCAGAUAAUACCGCGGUACUAGUACUCCAGUUACAGCCGGAGUACCGGCCCAGCAGCAGCAGGAUGGGUCCUGAGAGAAUCUUCCCAAACCAAAGCGAGGAUCUAGGUGACCCCCAGGAUCCCCAUGUAGACUGGAGUGGUGGUGAAGAAGAGGAGGAAGAAGACACACAGGGUGGUUACCAGUAUCAACCACUUAACCAGGACCCAGAGGAUGGAGCUCAGACAGAAAAUGAAUUACAGGAGAGGCUACAAGCCAUGCGUCUACACCUUCCUGGCCCCCCUGUAGACAGUGAUGAUGAGGAUGACGGGGAAGCUGCACAAAGCUCUAUUCCAAUGGACGCAGAUCAUGUGGAAUUAGUGAAACGCGCUAUGGCCGCAGUGAAGUUGCCAUCUUUGUCCGUUCCUCCCUGGGCGCAGCAGAUUUCGGAUGCGGAUUGGGAGCACCUUGUCCAUCAGACCAUUCAGUCCCGCGCUUCAGGACCCCAACCGUACAAGAAAUGAGAACCCGGGAGAAUAGCUGAAUGUCUGGACUUUAUACAUGUUUUGUGUAUGUACAGUAUAUGUGUAUGUAAAUAUAAUGCAGAUCUGGAUAAAGAUCUAAAACGCUGA
Pseudophryne corroboree (corroboree frog) is the source of this 688-nucleotide messenger RNA. It is a transcript of the gene MEA1, whose product is annotated as male-enhanced antigen 1. The coding region runs from base 143 to 580 and encodes 145 amino acids. The record is from RefSeq and is a predicted model, not a curated record. Gene Ontology annotation, biological process: spermatogenesis. NCBI's taxonomy places the organism in Eukaryota, Metazoa, Chordata, Amphibia, Anura, Myobatrachidae. The transcript has 4 exons.